AUGUCAAUCAACUCAUCACAGGAUUUAGAGAAGGGUGUCACGGACACCCAAAAUAUUGAGGAUUCUCAUCAACCGUACCAGCACCAUAUUCACAAUGUUUCCAUCGAUGGGGAUUACGUGCGUUUGGGUAAUCAAACUUAUAAGAGAUCGGAGUUGCUAAACGCUUUCGCCGGUGACUUUAACCCUGGUAUCCAUCCACGUCCUCCUCCAGCUUUGGCUAACCCAGUUCCUUUGGGUCUUGCAUCAUUCUCAUUCUGUUGUUUGGUGCUUUCUUUGAUUAAUGCCCAGGUUAGAGGUGUCACAAAUAACAAGGUUCUAGUUGGUGCAUGUUUAUUCUAUGGUGGAUUCAUCGAAUUAGUUGCUGGUUUGUUGUGUUACCCAAUUGGUAACAGCUAUGGUAUGACUGUUUUCGGUGCGUUCGGUGGGUUCUGGAUCUCUUAUGGUUGUAUUAUCACUGACCAAUUCCAUGUUGUUUCUUCUUAUGAAGAUGAUCCUCAAAUGUUCAAUAAUGCAAUGGGUUUCUUCUUGGCUGGUUGGGCUGUUUUCACAUUUUUGAUGUUACUGUGCACGUUGAAAUCGACGUGGGGCCUAUUCCUUUUACUUUCAUUCCUUGAAUUGACGUUCCUAAUGUUAACGAUAGGUUCAUUCACCGGUAACGAGAAGGUUUCUAUUGCUGGUGGUUAUUUCGGUAUCCUUUCCUCUGUAUGUGGCUGGUAUUCCUUGUACAGUGGUAUCGCUGAUGAUACAAACAGUUACUUCCCUGUCAAGGCUUAUUUCAUGCCAAAUGCACCAACAGUAUAA
Molecule: messenger RNA, 801 nt
Organism: Kluyveromyces lactis
Lineage: Eukaryota; Fungi; Ascomycota; Saccharomycetes; Saccharomycetales; Saccharomycetaceae
Gene: ATO3
Product: putative ammonium permease ATO3
Exons: 1
Coding region: 1-801 (266 amino acids)
Cellular component (GO): plasma membrane
Molecular function (GO): acetate transmembrane transporter activity
Source: RefSeq, a predicted model, not a curated record